Molecule: messenger RNA, 2306 nt
Organism: Quercus lobata
Lineage: Eukaryota; Viridiplantae; Streptophyta; Magnoliopsida; Fagales; Fagaceae
Product: Pseudouridine synthase family protein
Exons: 16
Coding region: 80-1747 (555 amino acids)
Biological process (GO): tRNA pseudouridine synthesis
Molecular function (GO): pseudouridine synthase activity; RNA binding
Source: RefSeq, a predicted model, not a curated record
AAAAAAAAAAAAACUCAAAAAGUCGAAACUCCCCGAGAGAGACAGUGCCGCCAUUGCCCUCCGAGAGAGCCGUUGUAAAAUGGCGAACGCGAACACGAACAAUACCGAAGCGGAGCACGUUAGCUUUGAUUCCGAGGCGGCGCAUGUUAUCUCCUCCGCCGUGGAAUGCCACGGCGACGACGAUGAUGUGGGGGCUCUACACGACGUCGUUAAAGGAUUGCCUUCUCACGCCGUGAAGGACUUGUUGUCCGUCGGGGUAUGCACCCGAUGUAUCCUUCGGCUAUUUGGGAUCCGGGGAAAUAUUUAUUCAAUUUCUGCAAUCUCGCCAUCAAUAUUGAAUUCAGUUAUUGGAGAACAAAGACAUGAUGAGGACAUCAGUUCCAAUUCUAAGGAAUCAGAAUUUGAGGAAGUACUCUGCGCCCUUUGUUUAGGCAUUUUGCAGUUCACCUAUUGCGACAACAAGGAAAUUCCAGUGAAAAAAGGAAGUGCUAGUGAUAUGGCUGUUGCAAUUUCUGAGCUGGUGAAGCAAGAGGGCUAUCAGAUUGAUAGCUUUUCUCUUGAAGUGUCCGUACCUCCAAUUAUCCUUGAAAAUGAAAACUCAGUUAGGUUGUACAUGAAAAGAAAGUAUGGAACUGAACCUUGGUUCCAAGGAGGGCCAUUUUCUCAAAGUAUUUCUGCAAAGGAUGCCUUAAAAUUCUCUUUAGCAAAACCCCUUGAAACAUUGUUGGAUUGUAAAUCAGGUAUAAGCAAUUUCCGCAUCCGUUUGACAUUUUCUCACAAAGCUUCGAAAGUGGUUCAGAGUGUAGCAGUGAGCAAACAGGGUUGCAAGAGAAUAAAAACAGGAAACAGUGUUGACUCUCUUGAUGACUCAGUAGCUGGGGACAUCAAAUGCUCUGAUUUAGCUGACGCAACUGUUGAAAGGUCUUUUGAUGGUUUGCAAGAUAAUGAAUCUUCUGAGUGCUUCAAAUUCCCUCUACAGAAGGUCAAUGACGCUUGUCACUUGGUGCUUCUUUGCCAGAGGACACCCAUCUACUUUGGUGGGAGAUAUCUGAAGUACUCAAGAAAUGUGAGUCAAACACGAUGGAUCAUUGAUGAUGAAAGAAUGGGAGAAGCAUCUGUUGAGGAGAUAAUAGGUAGCAACAUCCAACCUCUGUGUCAAGGUGACAAUUAUAAGUUUCAUGCCGCUGGAAGAGAGGAUAUUGAUGUUCGAAUGUUGGGUUCAGGUAGGCCUUUCCUGGUUGAGGUACAAAAUGCACGCCGAAUACCAUCUGAGGCAUUUGUAAGAGAAAUAGAAACAAACAUAAACAAUUUGGAAAAUAAAUUGGUUGGUGUAAAAAAUUUGAAAGUUGUAGGCAUUGAGGGGUGGACCAUGAUGCGUGAGGGAGAAGCAGAGAAGCAGAAGCAGUAUGCUGCGCUUGUGUGGAUUUCGCACCCACUCGAGGAUGUAGACUUGGACUCUAUAUCCUCACUCAAGGACAUGAAAAUUUUGCAGGGGACCCCUAUAAGGGUGCUUCACCGUCGUAGUCCAUUACAACGUGAAAAAAUUAUACAUUGGAUGAAAAUUGAGAGGAUUGUUGGAAGUUCUCAAUAUUUUCUUUUGCAUCUAUGCACUCAGGCUGGCACAUAUAUUAAGGAGUUUGUCCACGGUGAUCUUGGCCGUACACAUCCUAGUAUUGGUUCAAUCCUAGGUUGCAGAGCAGAGAUUCUACAACUUGAUGUUACAGAUGUUAAAAUGGACUGUUUCUGACAGAAUGAGGUUAUUUGGAACUAUGCUUUAUUGUGUGUCUCUGAAUCAAUCCGGUGAGGCAUAGCUUUUUGUAACUGACCAAAAGAGAGAUGACUCCAUGUUUUUGGCGAACUUGCAUAUUUCCCAAAUUCCAGAUACUUCAGAUUAGCGCUAGCCCCAGAUGGGAAUGGUUUGAAUUUCAGAAUAUAAUGAGUAGUUAUCUCAAGUAAUUGCACUAGGAGAUUCCACACAAAUCGUUUGCAUGUGACGCAAGGCAUGAACGAAUAAUUGUCCUGUGAUUGUUAUACUUGCUUUCCGUUGCCCCUUACUGUCCCGUGACCGUGUUCUACACACUUUCCGUUCCCUCUCAAGGAGAAGUGCCUCGACUUUAUUUUGCACCUAAUGCUCUCGUAUUUUCUAUUGUAUCUCAGCUGCCAAUGGUUUCUUCUUAUACUGCUUUUUUCACGGCAACUAUUUUCCUUCAAAGAAUAUAUUGUCUCCUUUAUUGGGAGAUACAUUUAGCUAUUUAAUUGUAAAAAAAAUUAUUCAAAUAAAAAUUGUAUUUUAAAGGGUUUUUUUA